Messenger RNA from Nerophis ophidion (straightnose pipefish), 2828 nucleotides. Its product is annotated as zinc finger protein OZF-like. Gene Ontology annotation, molecular function: DNA-binding transcription factor activity; RNA polymerase II cis-regulatory region sequence-specific DNA binding. The transcript has 2 exons. The record is from RefSeq and is a predicted model, not a curated record. The coding region runs from base 344 to 1891 and encodes 515 amino acids. Gene Ontology annotation, biological process: regulation of transcription by RNA polymerase II. NCBI's taxonomy places the organism in Eukaryota, Metazoa, Chordata, Actinopteri, Syngnathiformes, Syngnathidae.
UCCCAGCUUCCGGUGUAAACGGAAAGCAGCAGAAGAGAGCAGUACUGCCUUGUAACGUCAAGUGUGCCAAGUGAGCAGGACGCUAAUAAGUCAGUCUUAUUAUUUGUUAUCCAGUUUAUAAUAUUUACGGCGCAUAAAAUACAUCUUUGAUUCAUUAUUUAAGGAUAAAGUGGUCUCGAUGCGCUAGAAGCACUGUGCCGCUUCUCGUGCUAUCUUUGCUUGUUAGUUAGCUUAGCUGGCUAGUUAGCUUAGCUUGUUAGCUGCUAACAGAAGACACAGAAGUUAUCAACACAUCGCUAAGUAGAGAUCAAGUGUGAGAGUAAAGUGUUGUGAUUGUGUGAAAAUGUGCGAAAGUAGGAUAGCAAAGUAUGAGGAGGAACUUUGUCCAACAAAAGAGGAGAAGGAGCGACAACAUCAACUACUGGACGCUGUUUUCAAGAAACAUCAAGUUGUGUUACACAGAACAGAUGUCUGUGAAGAACAUGUUCUGCCUGAAAAACAGGAGUGUAGCUUCAGGAUGGUGAAGGAGGAUCCAUCGAAGAGGAAGACCAGGCACCACGGACCCUCUGGCGUCUCCUUUUCCUCUUUGACACAGACCCUUCCCAGUAAAAUGGAAGAGGAAGACUCACUGAUGCCCCACAUUAAAGAGGAAGAGGAGGAACACAGCAUCACUCAAGAGGGAGAUCAUCUUGAAGGACUGGAGGAGUUCCCAGUGACUGGUGUCCCUGUGAAGAGUGAAGAUGAUGAGGUGAAAGGUGAAAGUGAGGAGAGGGGAGGGGGGGAGCCUCCAAGCAGCAGCUCAACACAACACAUGACAACAGAAGCUGAUGGAGACCACUGUGGAGGAUCACAAGCAGACAAGCUCUUAGCUCCACUAUCAGAUAGUGAGGACACAACGUCACACUCUCCUGACACUGAUGAUGAAGACUCUAAAGAUGAUAAGACAUGUCACACUGACAACACUCACUUCACAUGUCCUCACUGUCACAAAACCUUUAAAUACCAUUGUCGUCUGAAAAGACACAUGAAAACACACACUGGAGAAAAACCUUUUUCUUGUUCAAUCUGUAGUAAAGGUUUUGUUGAAAAGCAGAGUUUGAAAAAACACACAAUAUUACACACUGGUGAAAACCCUUUUAUCUGUUCAAUCCGUGGUAAAGGUUUUGUCGAAACUCAGAAAUUGAAAGAACACAUGAGAACACACACCGGUGAAAAACCUUUUUCUUGUUCAAUCUGUGGCUUAUCUUUUUCAAGGAAGCAACAUUUGAAAGUACACAUGAGAACGCACACUGGCAAAAAACAUUUUUCCUGUUCAGUCUGUGGUAAGGGUUUUACAAAUGGUCACAAUUUGAAAGUACACAUGACAACGCACACUGGAGAAAAAUCUUUUAUCUGUUCAAUCUGUAGUAGAGGUUUUGUUCUAAGUAAAUAUUUGAAAGUACACAUGAGAAUGCACACUGGAGAAAAACCUUUUUCUUGUUCAAUCUGUAGCUUAUCUUUUUCAAGGAAGGAACAUUUGAAAGUACACAUGAGAAUACACACUGGCAAAAAACCUUUUUCCUGUUCAACCUGUGGUAAAGGUUUUACACAAAGUCAGAGUUUGAAAAUACACAUGAGAACACACAUUGGAGAAAAACCUUUUUCUUGUUCAAUCUGCGGUAAAGGUUUUACACAAAGUCAGAGUUUGAAAGAACACAUGAAAAUACACAGUGUAGAAAAACCUUUUUCUUGUUCAAUUUGUUGUAAAGAUUUUUUAAAUCGACAGUCUGUAAAAGUACACAUGAGAACACACACUGGCGAAAAACCUUUUUCCUGUUCAACCUGUGGUAAAGGUUUUACACAAAGUCAGUGUUUGAAAAGACACACUAGAACACACACUGGUGAAAAAUGACAUUUCUGUUGAAUCUGCAACAGAAGCUUUUGUGACCGAUCAAAGCUUGUAAGACACAUGAGAAGACACCCAGGAGAGAAAGUGUUGAGUUGCAGUGUGUGUGGUGAAAGAUUGUCUUCUAAGUACCAGUGUAAGAAACACAAGUGUGCUGGUGAGAACAGCAGCAGCAAAUGAAACUGCAGGAUUUGAAAUAAACUGUCCAGACUUUCAUUUUGACUUUCUAACAACAUCAGCACAUAUAACAUGUGUGACAUUGUUGUUUGUCUAACAAACUGGUUAAUAUGCUUCUACAUUUAUAGAUUUGAUAAUAUGAAAUAUUGAAGUGUGACAUAUUUGUAUUUGUAAUUGUUAAUAAUCCCAUAGAUUAUCACCUUUAUAUGAUAUACAUAUGUACUGGUUCACAUCUGAAACAUCUUCUGGACCACUUCAGGAAGCAUAUUAUUAUUUACUUUAUACAUCAUCUGAACAGUUGUCUUUUAUACAGUUUUAAAAUGUGUGACUUUAUGAAUCAUUUGUUGGGUCUCUAUAAUCCAGUUUAUUAAUGAUCUUUAUUACUGUCUUUUGUAAUAUGAUGAUUGUGUUGUGAUUGUUUCAUAUGUAUGUCCCCAGACCUUUAUGCAAUAUAAAAGUGAGAGAAAAUGGCUGAAUUGUUUGUGCAAGGAUGGUUUUGUUUUUACAAACUUACAUUUGUGGAUAAAACAAAAACUCCUAUUAUUGUGUUUUAAACAUUUUUAUGGUUGUUUUUCUUUUUAACAUCCCCAAAACAAUAUCAAUAUCAAUCAAAGUUUGUCGUUUUGGCAAAAGCCAAUAUUAUACAUAGAUUUACUUUGCAUACAUUCCCUAUCACAGAACGAACAAGUGUUGUCUUCAAUUGCAAUUCAAUAUCCUAAAAAUUAUUUUAAGUGGUCAAUUCCGAUGUUGUUUUUUUUCCAAAAUG